Emys orbicularis (European pond turtle) is the source of this 3213-nucleotide messenger RNA. RefSeq lists its product as uncharacterized. Gene Ontology annotation, biological process: virion assembly. Gene Ontology annotation, molecular function: nucleic acid binding; RNA-DNA hybrid ribonuclease activity. The record is from RefSeq and is a predicted model, not a curated record. Lineage: Eukaryota; Metazoa; Chordata; Testudines; Emydidae.
AUGGCGGAGCCGGUGUCCUCUUUGGCUCCAACACCCCCACCAUAUAAAGACAAGGUGCCACAGGUCCCAGAGAUCGCCCCCUCGGUGGGAUUCUGUCCAUUGAUUAUUGAGACUCGGAUAGCCCGUCCUGAAGCAAACAAUCGCCCGGCCACUACUAUGCAGGUCUAUACGCAUGUGCCUUUUAACCCGGUGGACCUAGCAGCCUUUAAGGCACAGGCAGGGGAAUUUUCAACGAACCCAAGCAAGUUUAUCUCGGUCUUUGAGGGGUACCUGGCUAGCCAUAAACCUGACUGGGAUGAUUGUAAUGUCCUUAUGCGGACCCUGUUGUCUGAGGUGGAGCGGAAUCAGCUUAUAUCUAAGGCGAGGGAGGAGACACAGCGGAGACAUGACCUGGAUAUCCAGAAUGUCCCCAUUCCUGCCAAUAUGGUCCCCAUAGCGGAUCCAAGGUGGGAUCCUAAUGAGCCUCAGGAUCAGACCCGCCUCAAUACGUAUAAAGAAUUGCUUUUACAUGGUCUCCAACACUCAGCUGUCCGACAUAGCAAUUGGGCAAAGCCGUAUGAGCUAGUACAGGAGCCAAAAGAAAGUCCGGUUGCUUUUCUGCAGCGUAUUCGGGAUACCAUCAGGCAAACUACUAAUGCCAAUCCCGAUGAUCUGGCCACCGAGGCAAUUAUAAAGGGUGCCACCCUGCAUUUCACCCAAGAUGAAAUAACCCUCACCUUACCCCCCGAGAAUGCGUGGAUAAUGACCCUUGCAAUUGAGCCCUCAGCCAUGCAAGCCCCAGAAUGGAGCCAGUGGGAGAAGCAGGUAUAUCCACUGGUAUGGGCGUCCAGGGUCCCAGGAAAAGCAGCCCAUCAAACCCCCGUUAAUGUUCAGCUCUUGCCAGGAAAAGGUCCGGUGCGAAUUAAGCAGUAUCCGAUCAAAAGAGAAGCCAGAGAGGGACUGCAGGAGACUAUAGACCAGUUCCUAAAGUACGGGGUACUUCGAGAAUGCCAGUCAGCUUUGAACACUCCCGUCUUGCCUGUACAAAAGCCCAAUGGCACAUAUCGGCUGGUCCAGGACCUGAGGGCGGUUAAUGAGCGGCUUAAGACUCUGCAUCCCCUUGUUCCAAACCCGUAUACACUGUUGGCCUCUAUAGGGGGGCAGUACAAUUUUUCGAUCCUAGCUUUAAAGGAUGCUUUCUUCAUGAUUCCGGUCGACACCCAAUCUCAGGAGAUUUUCUCCUUCGAGUGGGAGGACAAGAGAAGGGUUAAAAAGCAGCUUUGCUGGACAGUGUUGGCCCAGGGAUUUAAAAAUCCCCCCACCCUUUUCGGCCAGGCCCUGGCCAGAGACUUGGAGGAGUGGGACAAUGAGGACAAGGUCCUCCUCCUGCAAUAUGUAGAUGACUUGUUAAUUGCCGCUGUGGGUCUAACCCCUUGCCUUAAAGCCACUGUGAGCCUCCUGAACUUUGUUGGACUCCGAGGAUAUCGGGUAGCACAGAGUAAAGCUCAGAUUGCCCUCCCAGAAGUACAGUACUUAGGGUUUCACAUAGGGCAGGGGGAGCGUCAGCUUUCAAAUGAAAGGAAGGAAGCUAUCUGUCAAAUUCCUAUCCCAAGCAAUCGUAAAUGGCUCAGGGCGUUUCUGGGCAUGGCAGGCUUCUGCAGAAUAUGGAUCCCAGAGUUUGGACUGUGGGCUAAACCCUUGUACGAAUGCAUUAAGGGAGCGGAUCAUGACCCCUUUCACUGGUCCUCAGAAGCCGACAAGGCAUUUAAGGUUUUAAAAAGGAAACUGAUGGAAGUCCCAGCCCUGGGUCUGCCAGACCUCACUAAGCCGUUCCAACUGUAUGUGCAUGAAAGGAAAGGGGUGGCCCUGGGAGUGCUUACUCAGUUAUUAGGCACCUGGAAACGUCCCGUGGCAUAUUUCUCUAAACAACUGGAUCAAGUUGCUAAGGGAUGGCCGGCAUGUUUACGGGCGGUCGCAGCAACUGCCCUAGUGCUUGGGGAAGCCGAGAAACUGACACUGGGGGGAAUUGUGCAAGUGUAUACUCCCCACAUGGUCCAAGCCCUGCUGGAUACUAAGGGUGGUCUCUGGCUUACACAGGCUCGGGUAGCUCAGUAUCAGGCUAAACUUUUAGAAAAUCCUGAAGUUACCCUACAGACCUGCCCCUCCCUUAACCCAGCCACCAUGCUGCCAGAAACAGAGGAGCAGGAACACGACUGUUUGGAGGUCAUAGAUGCCCAAUACUCCAGCCGCCCGGACUUAAAAGAUCAACCGCUCCCUAAUGCAGAAGAGUGGUACACCGACGGCAGUAGUACUGUUACAAACGGACAAAGGAGGGCGGGCAAUGCUGUUGUAACUCUCCACGAAACCGUGGAAGCAGAGGGUUUACCUGCUGGGACAUCAGCACCACUGGCUGAAUUGAUAGCCUUAACCCGUGCACUUGAACGGUCAAAAGGAAAAAGAGUUAACAUUUUUACUGAUUCCAGAUAUGCUUUUGGAGUGCUACACGCUCAUGCAGGUCUGUGGAAGCAGAGAGGAAUGCUAACAGCCCAAGGCUCUCUGGUCAAGCAUGGGCUUCAAAUUCUCCAGCUUUUAGAAGCGGUACAGCUCCCCUCAGCGGUAGCAGUGGUACACUGCAAAGCUCAUCAAAGGGAAGAUCAAGAUGUGGCUAGGGGUAAUGCCAGGGCGGACAGGGAGGCCAAGCGAGCUGCUACCCUGGAACCACGGGAAGCUGAGGAUGCCCAUAUGCAUGCCCUCAUCCCAUCAGUGGGGGAGCUCCCGGCCCCUCAGUACUCUCACGAAGAGAGGAACCUGGCCGACACACUUGGGCUCCAGGAAAAGGAGGGAUGGCUCCACUCCACGGAAGGAAAAAUCCUCCUACCAAAGAAUCUAAUACGGCUAGUGCUACAGAAACUACAUCAGACCACCCACGCCGGCAGAGAGGCUCUUACCCAGCUUAUGAAUAAAUAUUUUCUAACCUCUGGACUUAGACCCCUGGCCUCCCAGGAUGAUGUCCAUGACAAGGGUGAUAUCGUGGUGGGCGUGUGCCCACCGGAUCAGAAGGAUGAGGUGGAUGAGGAUUUCUUUGGACAACUAACUGAAGUUUCCAGAUCACAGGCCCUGGUUCUAAUGGCGGACUUCAAUCAUGCUGACAUCUGCUGGGAGAGCAAUACAGCAGUGCACAGACAAUCUAGGAAGUCUUCGGAGCGUGUUGGGGACAACUUCCUGGAAACAUAA